GGUGGGAUGAUGAGCUGAGAGCUGACUGAGAUCGGUGUUAUUAUUCGUCAUUCUCACGAUUGGCAUCUCCAGCUGCUUGCGAUUCCUAAAAUUACUGCGAGCGGUGGAAGCUCCCUCAGGUCUCAACGCACAAAAGUGGUGAUUGAGGUGUGCCGGCAUGAAUUCUUCUCGCAGUGUUCGAUCUUGACUUCCGUAGAUCGAGGUUCCAUUCCGGAACAUGCGAUGAGAUAGCCUCGGACAAGAUUUCGGAGUGAUGAGCUGGCUGAGGAAACAGGGCUCCUUCCGUCUGAGGAGACCUGCCGCUAUCCUCAAGAAUGCAGAUCCUAAGACUCUUCUUGAGGCUUUCCGAGAGCACUGCUCCCAGGCGAACGCCCUCAUUCAGAAAUGGGACCUUACGAUAAAUUUCGCGGUCCGACAAGAUGACGUUGCGGCUAUCCUCAAUCACCUGGAGCAGAUGGUCAACUAUAUCCUCGAAGAAUCCGCGGCUAAGUCAUUCACGGGUCCUCCCUCGACGGCUUCGACUUUAUCGUCGAUGUCCUCGACGCCGUCACCAGUUCCUUCAUUGAAUUCGUAUGCUAUAUCGCCGAUUCUGGAUUAUAUUCUGGACAACGACGUUCUCGAGAAGAUUCUCGAGUGGAGUCUGCAAACAUCUGAAUUCACAUUGAGACUCUUGGAAGAGCAGCUGAGGAUCUAUGAGAUCCUCACGUCGAAUUGUUCGCAACGGCUUCUAUACCAGAAAGGUUUCCUGAGUCCGCUACAGAAACUGCUUUCGAUUUGCCAGACGGAAUGUCCCGAGGAACUCGAGCGUCGGCUCGUUGCUCUUUUGAAUACAUUGUGCGUGACGCUCUCUCAAAACUCAGAUUUACUCCAAAUUUUCUUCAAUCAGAAGGAUGAUCCCCCGGACUUCGUAGUCUUUUCCUUGCUCAUACCGUUCGUUCAUCGGGAAGGCUGCCUUGGACAUCAAGCGAGGGACGCCAUCCUUCUCUGUAUGUGUUUAGCCGCGAAGAAUCACGCGCGAAUGGACGAGCUCGGACGCUAUAUGGCCAAUCAUUCAACUUUCUGUCCUGUUCUGGCCACUGGUCUGAGCGGCUUGUAUUCUGUCUUGCCGCGCAAGCUGGGUGCCCAGAGCGAGGAUUGGUUCCGAUUGACCGAUGAAGACAUCCACGAGAUCCCAGAAUUAGCAUCAUUUUUGAAUUCAUUGGAGUUUUGUAACGCCGUGACUCAAGUCUCGCAUCCCCUUGUGCGGGACCAGCUGUUGGAUUAUUUAUUACAUGGCUUCCUCAUCCCUGUGAUGGCGCCAGCGUUGUACCAAAGUAAUACCGACGAAAUAGUCACGACGACAGUAUAUCUCGAAUUAUUCCUCCGAAAAGUGACCGAGCCUCGGCUAGUUCGGGUGUUUCUACACUUCCUUAUGACGACAACAUGCGAGCGUCGCCUGCUCAUAGAUAUCCUCAUGUUGAGAAUCGGAGCUCAUUCGAAAUUAUCGCUGGUCACGAUUUCUUUCUUCAAAACACUUGUAGACUUCAACUGUGAGGAAGUCAUGUACGAGCUUGUCUUCAAAUACUUGUUGCCUUGCUCACAUAUCAUGUUGGCGCACCGGGACCGCAUUCGCGAUGUUGACACCUUCUGUGUGACUUCCCAACGAUUGUUGUCACUGACCACAUCGAAUCAGCCCGGCGCAGGGGUCAAACAGAGUCAGAGCUUCAAUGAAAAUUUGAGCUCUCAAAUUUCUCCGAACGAUCAGAUUCAAUACCUAGCUUAUAUCCUGGACGCGAAAAACGGUGUUCGAGCAUGUCGUGAUGCUUGUCAAGUUUGGUCACGCAGCUACGACGGGAGUCGGAACGAGUCUCAGCGGAAAGACAACCCGGUCAACAAUCUUCAUCCGAACGGUAACGGCGAUUUGAAGCUCCUCACAGAGGAACGGGAGGAUUCCGGGAUCUUCGUCAAUGACCAGAGGGACUUUUCCGCUGACAUCGGGCCAUUCCUGACACAAAUUCUGGUGAGGCUGGAAAUGCUGCCAAUCAACGAUGUCUACACCAACCUUCAAUUGACAUCACUCGUUGCUCGCUUGGCCUUGUAUCCUCAACCACUGCUGCGGAGUUUCUUGUUGUCGCAGGAAAUCGUCUUUCAGCCCAGCAUACGGAGUCUAUACCAGAUUUUGUGCACCUUGAGGCACAAACUGGAUCACAUGAUCCUUCAGCUAGGGAAUUCCUCAGCGCUCAUGCAGCAAGCGAGAGAAUUUUUCGCUGCCCGAGAGCAGCACAUCACGCAGCCUUCAUCAUUGAAAUCGAGCGUGUCGAAAGACAAACAAGUCACCGUCGAGCGUCCAGUGCCAGCUCAGACGCAGAGACGCAGGAGUUUAGGAAUUUUCUUCAGGAAGUUCGGCGUCUUACAACCCAUAGCAGACAACGGAGGAUAUCGAUAUAUCGCCAAACCACCUCCAGAGCGUGAUGUCUCAUCGGAGAGCAGUCAAAACUCCGCUGUCCAUAGAAAUCAAAUGACAGCCGUCUUGAGCAUGAUCGUCUUCGAUGAGUUUGUCAAGGAACUGGCGGCAAUCAGUCAAGAACAGGCGCUACAACAGCUACUCGAUGAGGUUCCCGCUGAAUGAUCAGUGGCUGAUUCUGUUUCUGCGAUGCUCUUCUUCACCGAACACGAUUUGAGUCGCCUUCGUCACGCCCGUGAAACGAAGCGUCGGUAAGCUCGCGUGACAAUACACUGGAAGGAAAAAAUGCUUUGGGCCGAAUUUGGCCUGCGGGCCGCUGGUUCGGGCACCAUUGCUCUCGCAUAUCUCUUGAUUGAUGCUCCGAUGGCGGGGAUUGAUUCAUGUCUGCGUGGCCUCCGUGGUGAGUGAGCUACUGGUGAUCUGUACAUAAGUGUUAAGCCCCAAUUGUGACUUUGAGAUACGAAGGAGAGUACUUCUUCAUAUUUACACCUUAUACUGCCGACCGAACGUUCGGAGUCAGCGUGAGAAAACGUGCUACACACGGGAGGAUUUCGCUCAUCGGCUAGAGCAACUCGGAACGAACCUGGAAUGUCCGCUUGGUUCGCGAUGAAUCGAUCCUAUGGCAGAGAGAAGUCAUAUUCGAGGAUGGAGUGAUGCACAGUUUUAGAAUGAGAUUAUAUGACGCAGCUUUGUAACGUACGCAUAGACCAAUUAUAUUUAUCAUCGGCGAUAUUUCUGAGAAAUGAGGCUUGACUAUUAAAGCCUCGUCAAUGAUCACACGCCGCGGAGGAUGGAGCUAAUCUAAUAUUAGUCGAGAUUUCGCAAUAAAAUAAAGACUUCU
This is a messenger RNA of Galendromus occidentalis (western predatory mite), 3284 nucleotides long. Its product is annotated as UPF0518 protein GF15501. The record is from RefSeq and is a predicted model, not a curated record. Lineage: Eukaryota; Metazoa; Arthropoda; Arachnida; Mesostigmata; Phytoseiidae. The transcript is spliced from 11 exons. The coding region runs from base 254 to 2608 and encodes 784 amino acids.